Messenger RNA from Cynocephalus volans (Philippine flying lemur), 441 nucleotides. It is a transcript of the gene LMO1, whose product is annotated as LIM domain only 1. The record is from RefSeq and is a predicted model, not a curated record. NCBI's taxonomy places the organism in Eukaryota, Metazoa, Chordata, Mammalia, Dermoptera, Cynocephalidae. Gene Ontology annotation, biological process: positive regulation of transcription by RNA polymerase II. The transcript is spliced from 3 exons. Gene Ontology annotation, cellular component: nucleus. Gene Ontology annotation, molecular function: transcription coactivator activity; DNA-binding transcription factor binding. The coding region runs from base 4 to 441 and encodes 145 amino acids.
CCGAUGCUCUCUGUCCAACCCAAAGGGAAGCAGAAGGGCUGCGCGGGCUGUAACCGCAAGAUCAAGGACCGCUACCUGCUGAAGGCUCUGGACAAGUACUGGCACGAAGACUGUCUCAAGUGCGCCUGCUGUGACUGCCGCCUGGGCGAGGUGGGCUCCACCCUCUACACCAAGGCCAACCUCAUCCUGUGCCGACGCGACUACCUGAGGCUGUUUGGCACCACAGGAAACUGCGCUGCUUGCAGCAAGCUGAUCCCAGCCUUCGAGAUGGUGAUGCGGGCCCGGGACAACGUGUAUCACCUCGACUGCUUCGCCUGCCAGCUCUGCAACCAGAGAUUUUGUGUGGGAGACAAAUUUUUCCUGAAGAACAACAUGAUCUUGUGUCAGAUGGACUAUGAGGAGGGGCAGCUCAACGGCACCUUUGAAUCCCAGGUGCAGUAA